GACAUAAAACUAUCAACUAUAGCACCCAAAGUCCUCCUCUGGACUCUACAGUGAUACACAGAGAUGUGCCCACCUAUCACACACAGGCACAUGGGUAUGUCUAUCUACCCACACACAGGUACAUGGGUGCCCACCUACCACACACAGGUACAUGGGUGUGUCUAUCUACCCACACACAGGUACAUGGGUGCCCACCUACCACACACAGGUACAUGGUGUAUCUAUCUACCCACACACAGGUACAUGGGUGCCCACCUACCACACACAGGUACAUGGUGUAUCUAUCUACCCACACACAGGUACAUGGGUGCCCACCUACCACACACAGGUACAUGGGUGUGUCUAUCUACCCACACACAGGUACAUGGGUGCCCACCUACCACACACAGGUACAUGGUGUAUCUAUCUACCCACACACAGGUACAUGGGUGCCCACCUACCACACACAGGUACAUGGUAUAUCUAUCUACCCACACACAGGUACAUGGGUGCCCACCUACCACACACAGGUACAUGGUGUAUCUAUCUACCCACACACAGGUACAUGGGUGCCCACCUACCACACACAGGUACAUGGUGUAUCUAUCUACCCACACACAGGUACAUGGGUGCCCACCUACCACACACAGGUACAUGGUGUAUCUAUCUACCCACACACAGGUACAUGGGUGUGUCUAUCUACCCACACACAGGUACAUGAGUGCCCACCUACCACACACAGGCACAUGGGUGUGUCUAUCUACCCACACACAGGUACAUGGUGUAUCUAUCUACCCACACACAGGUACAUGGGUGCCCACCUACCACACACAGGUACAUGGUGUAUCUAUCUACCCACACACAACCACAUGGGUACACACCUACCCAUACAUAGGCACAAGGGUGUGCACACUACCCACACACAGGCACACGGGUGUGCACACUACCCACACACAGGCACAAGGGUGUGCACACUACCCACACACAGGCACACGGGUGUGCACACUACCCACACACAGGCACACGGGUGUGCACACUACCCACACAGAGGCACAUGGGUGUGCACACCUACCCACACACAGGCACACAGGUGUGUCUAUCUACCCCGACACAUGCACAUAGGUAUGCUCACCUAUAGACACACAGGCACAAAAUCUGACUGCUUGGGUGUUUUUUAAUCUUAAGUUAAUCCAUUUUUUUCUAGAAUAUUUGUGCUUCUUUUAUGUAAUUCCUCAAAACAGU
This is a messenger RNA of Apodemus sylvaticus (European woodmouse), 1221 nucleotides long. RefSeq names its product adhesive plaque matrix protein. NCBI's taxonomy places the organism in Eukaryota, Metazoa, Chordata, Mammalia, Rodentia, Muridae. The record is from RefSeq and is a predicted model, not a curated record. The transcript is spliced from 2 exons. The coding region runs from base 123 to 1157 and encodes 344 amino acids.